This is a messenger RNA of Hyposmocoma kahamanoa, 2387 nucleotides long. RefSeq names its product zinc finger protein 26-like. Lineage: Eukaryota; Metazoa; Arthropoda; Insecta; Lepidoptera; Cosmopterigidae. The coding region runs from base 92 to 2368 and encodes 758 amino acids. The transcript is spliced from 3 exons. The record is from RefSeq and is a predicted model, not a curated record.
GUGCCCGUUGGCUUGUUUAUUAAUCUGUUAAUAAUAAUUUUAUGUUUGCGAUGUUGAUGUUUUAUUUAAGUAAAACAUAGAUAAUUUCAAAAUGGUGGAUCAGCUAAUAGAUUUAAAAAUAAAAAUUGAAGAAAAUUUUCCUGCACGCCAAGAUCCAACCUCGUUUCUGCCUCAAGAAGAGAUGACAUAUGAAAUCAAGAAAAAAAAGAAAAAGAAGAAGAAAAAGCAGGAAGAUCCAUUUAAAGAUAUUGAAGAGAAAUAUUUAGUUACGCAGAGGGUAUUGGCUAUGGAAACUGAAACAGAACCGACAUUGGAUCCGGAGGUUAAUAUAAAAGUAGAGAAUAUUGAAGUAGAAUUGGAUUUUAAUGAUUUUACAGACAGUGCUGACCUAAUGGUUGAGGGUGCCUCUGGAGAAAGCCCAGAGCCAGCAGUAAAAAUUGAACCACAAAAUCAUGAAGCUUGCAUCCUCACUUUUGAAAAAAUUGUCAAUGACCAAUCCAUACAAGAUGUAGUUGAAUCUGUUGAUGAUGAAGUGGAGGCACCUGCACCUCCCAACUUCAGAUGCAAAAUAUGUCAUCUAUUCUUCCAAUCUAAAAGGACUCUACUUAUCCACCAAAAACGAAAGCACAAAAUAUACCGUCGCUCUUUCAUACAUAUAUGUGACUUUUGUGGAAUGUCAUAUGACCAGAAAAACAGUUUGAUGGCACAUAUUAAAAGAAAACACGGACCUGACGCUUCUGCUGAAGAUCAUCAGGAACAGACUUGUGACAUAUGUGCGUUGGUGUUUAAAGGCAAAAGUAGACUUCGAAUGCAUAUGAGAAGAAAACACAAUGCUUUCGAAGAAUCGUUUACCCAUGUGUGUUCAGAGUGUGGUCUAACCUAUGAUAAAUAUAGAAGUUUAUUUGUUCAUAUGCAGAGAAAGCAUUCAAAAGAAAACAAACCUGUCAUAGAUCAAUGGUAUAGUUGUCCAUCGUGCCCUAAAAUAUUUAAUAAAAGAGAAACUUACACAAGGCAUGUCCAAAGGAAACAUCAAGUUAAUGAUGAAGGGAUACCAAAAAGUACUGAAGAAUUUUUUGAAAGUUACAGAAACGAAGCUGGAGAAAUAGCAUGUAAAGAAUGUCCCCUUAUAUUUUCUUCAAUCAGUUUCUUAAAAUUACACAUGAGAAGAAAACAUAAUGCAUUUAAGGAUUACUUCAGGUUGAGAUGCAAAUUCUGUAAUCUGUCAUACAAUAGAGUUGAAAGCCUGAAACGACACAUCAAAAGGAAACAUGUUCAAGGAACAUUUUGCAAAGUGUGUAAUAAACAAUUUGAUACUAGAGAGAUGUACUUAAAUCAUUCCCAUGUGAAAGUAGUCAAGGAAUGUCCAAUAUGCAACUUAAUUUUUGCGUCGCAAGGAGGUUUGGCCAAACAUUUGCGAUGUACGCACAAAAUUGACGCCCCAAAGACUUUCUUUUGUAACAUUUGUAAUGAAGGUUUCUAUGAAAAACGGCAAUUGAAACCACAUUUACAAAAAGUUCAUUUAAAAGUAUUAUACACUUGUAAAUAUUGUAAAAAAGAAUUAAAAACUAAAGAGAGUUAUAAACGACAUAUGAUUUUUAAGCAUCCAGUUAGUGACCAAGCAAAAGAUGAGAUGCAGAAAUGUGAACAAUGCUUCGAACCGUUUCCCAAUGAAUUUGAGUUAUGUCGGCAUGUUAAUUUUGCUCAUGGUCAUAAGGAGUCAAUAGUUGUAGUUAAAAAAGAAGAUGGAGAUAUUCAAACAUUCCAAUGCAUAAAGUGCCCAGAAACAUACUCCAGCUGGGAGAAUCUUAAAUUACAUUAUGAGCAAAAUCAUUACACUGCAAAAUGCACACAAUGUCAAAUGUGCGGAGAAAUGGUUCCAGAAAUUGAUCUACAGAAACAUAUUAAAAUACAUAAUAUGGAAAAUUUUGAGGUCCAGUGUAGAUUUUGUGAUUACAAAACUAAAAUCAAAGCCAGUAUGACACAGCAUAUGUUGAGACACAAGAACGCCACAACUUUACACUGCGAUUUCUCUGGUUGUAAAUAUAAAAGUUUCUAUGAGGAUGCAAUGGAAAAACACAAACAAAAGCAUGCGGAAAUUGGUGUCAAAUUACAAUGCACUCAGUGUCCCUUCCAAACGAUGAACAAAUACAUAUUAAAAUAUCAUGAAGAAGCCCAUAUGACUGGGAAAAAACGUUACUCUUGUAAUCAGUGUGAUUACGCUACAAUCCUGCCUGCAAACUUAGUGCAACAUAAAUACAAACAUUCAACGGAAAAACGCUUUAAAUGUGAAAUGUGUCCAUUUGCCACAAAAUAUAAUACGUCGUUACGUUUUCAUGUUAAGAAAAAGCAUUGUGAUCUCCCUUCUUAAUAAAUUUUAUUAAUAAAGU